Messenger RNA from Sesamum indicum (sesame), 1965 nucleotides. Its product is annotated as protein PAL OF QUIRKY. Gene Ontology annotation, molecular function: protein binding. The record is from RefSeq and is a predicted model, not a curated record. NCBI's taxonomy places the organism in Eukaryota, Viridiplantae, Streptophyta, Magnoliopsida, Lamiales, Pedaliaceae.
CUCCCUCCCUCUCUCUCUCUCUCUAAACCGCCCUGAUGGAAGCCCCACAGCUGCCACCCUCCUCCACUUCUCCCGCCGCUGCCACUUCGCCCCGCCCACCCAUAGCCCCCUCCAAACUCCGUCUCAUGUGUAGCUACGGCGGUCACAUAGUUCCACGCCCCCACGACAAGUCCCUCUUCUACGCCGGCGGCGAAACCCGCAUCGUUGCCGUGGACCGCCGCACCACUGCGGCAUCUCUGUCCGCCCUCUCCGCCCACUUCUCCCGGACCCUCUUCCACAACCGCCCUUUCCACCUCAAGUACCAGCUUCCCAACGAAGACCUUGAUUCCUUAAUCUCCGUUAUCACUGAUGAGGAUCUCUCCAACAUGCUCGACGAGCACGACAGAAUUUCUCCGCCCGCCCGCAUCAGAUUAUUCCUCUUUCCUGUCAAGCCUGAGUCCCUGGGUUCGGCCCUGGUCGACCCGAAAUCAGAUUCUUGGUUUUCGGACGCGUUGAAGAGCACGCAUAUUUUGCAGAAGGGGCAGUCUGCGGAUGCUGGGUUGUUGUUGGGCAUUGGAUCGGAUUUGGAUGCUCCGGUGGAGAAUGGGAGUAACAGUGGCGGCGGCGAAGCUAAGCUCGGGGCUGAGUCUUUAGUUUUGGAAACAAGUUCGUCAUUCGGGUCGACCAGUUCUUCGUUUUCGAUGUCUAACUCGCCUUCUAUUGGGAUUGUCAAUUGCGAUGAAAAGGGGCUGAAUUUGCUUGACAGAAAGACCAUGCUGCACUCAUCAGCCUCUGUUGAUAGUGAAAAUGGUGUCGGAAGUUUAGCUGCUCCACAAAAAGCUGAAAGUUUCCAGGCGCCAUUAAUCCAGGUGGGUCCAGUGGCAUCAUCAGAAAAUCCUGUUUAUGACCCUUCGAUUAAUAUUACAACACAAAAAACAGUUCAGCUACUUGGAUAUCCUCUGUCACAGCAACCAGAUGGAAAGAAGCUGCCACAUGAAACUCAGUUAAUUCAAGGAGGUCUUCAAUAUGUGCCUCAAUAUGCUGGUCCAGUGCCAUUCUCGCCUUACUAUCCUGUAUAUCAAAUGCCAAUGCAUCCGCAGCAUAUUUCUUGUCCACCGAAUCAGCCAUAUCCCGUAUAUUUGGUCCCUGUAAGACCAACUCAGUAUCAUAAUAUGUCAAUGCAGUCCAACACCUUUGAUGCCAAUGCUAAUAGUUCUUCUAGUCGACCGCCAUUGCAUCCACAAACUGCACCAAUCGCUCAACCUGUGGCCCAUAAAGAGGUAUUUGGAGCUCAAAUAGCUGAAUCAGCCACAAAAAUAUACUGCAGUAUUCCAGCUGCAACACAAGUAGUGAGUAUUCCUUCUAAUCAAGGUCAACUAGUUGUUGGGGCUCAUGAGGCCCAGAUUGCCACAGAACAAGCUACAACUGCUCCAGUGAUAUCUGCUACUCAGGGUGGUGAAUUUGAUGAAGAUAUUGCAUACAAUCCGAUAUAUAAAACUCAGCCUUCAGCACCUCUAUUGGCUUCUCAGUACCAAACAAUGACAAAGGGAACAAUGAUGCUUCCGGAACCUACUGUCCAGCAGCAGCCAAACCAUGCAAAGCAGCAGGCAUGAUUGCAUCCUCAAUAGUGCAACCAAAUGAAGAGAAAACAUUAUCCGGGUUGUUGUCAUCUUUCUGUCUCUGCCUCGUCUCUCUAUUCUGUCAAUGUCGUGUUAAUCACAUUGUGGAUGAGUAUUUUUGCGUGAUAUCACUUCAUGGUGGAGUAAUGAAGAACUUGAGAUUGUUUGAUCAGUUAAUUAGAGUAUGCUGCUGAAGCAUUAAGCCCUAUUUUCUUUGUAUUCAAAGGUUUUGAUUUGGUAAGACAUACCUACUCGAGGCGUAGAAGUCAGCUGGAUUUUUUUAUACAAUUUGUUCAUUUGUUUGUUUUUUUCUCUACAUUAUUUGUUUAUGUACUUUAUCAUGAGAAUGUACUGAGUUAUGGAAAAA